AUGCAUUUUCUCCAACCAAAAUGGCUCAUAGUAUUCGGAGCCUUGAUCACUUCCUCGCCUGCGGUCGAGGUUGACUUGGUAUUCCCUCGCAACGAGGCCUCAUACUCUCCAGCCGAGUGGUUCCCGUUCGUCUUUGCUGUGCAGAACACGGAAAAGGCAGAGCUUCUCAACCUUCGGAUCAGUUACAUGCUCCGCAAGGGCGAUGAGCUCGCAGACUUGGACGACCAGAUUCUCGGCAGCCAUGAUCUCAGCUGGACAAACUGGUCUGGCAGUGCAGACCCUUAUUUGGCCUACGAGUACAUCCAAAACGACUUCAAUACAUCCGGUAGUUGGAUAAUUGAAUGGGAGCUGCACUGGCAAAGCUGCAAUGUGGAAGCGCUGAACCGGGGCUCUGAUUCUAAUGGAGUCUCUGAACAUUACUACCACUGGACGGACGGCUUCUACAUCAACAAUUCUAGCAUCAAAGAGGUGGAUCUUGUCGCAGCAACGGCAAAUGAAACCUGCCCCGGAAGCCCCGACGGGAUUGUCAUCAAUGUGACCGACACGGUCAUGAGUACGCUUCCGUGGGUCAACUCUGCACACCGCGACACGUGCGUUGUUACCAAAAAUACAACCGCCAGUCCUACAACCUCUACCCCAGACCCCUGUCGUAUUGCGAUAGACGAGGAUACCGCCGAGAGCAUGGCCUCCACUCAGCAGCAGCGCUUGUGCUACCUUCCGGUUCCCCCUGAUAACUGUUCUAAAGAGGAGAAUGGGGCUACACAAUCGGCUAUACUUGGUGUAUGUGGAAUGCUAACGGUAAUUGGAGCUUUGGGCCUUGCCGUCUUGUAG
This is a messenger RNA of Aspergillus luchuensis, 831 nucleotides long. RefSeq lists its product as uncharacterized. The record is from RefSeq and is a predicted model, not a curated record. The coding region runs from base 1 to 831 and encodes 276 amino acids. The transcript has a single exon. Lineage: Eukaryota; Fungi; Ascomycota; Eurotiomycetes; Eurotiales; Aspergillaceae.